Molecule: messenger RNA, 1830 nt
Organism: Saccostrea cuccullata (small rock oyster)
Lineage: Eukaryota; Metazoa; Mollusca; Bivalvia; Ostreida; Ostreidae
Product: DNA mismatch repair protein Mlh1-like
Exons: 17
Biological process (GO): mismatch repair
Cellular component (GO): MutLalpha complex
Molecular function (GO): ATP binding; mismatched DNA binding; ATP hydrolysis activity
Source: RefSeq, a predicted model, not a curated record
AUGACAACACACCCAGGCUUAAUUAAGCGGCUAGACGAGGUCGUGGUUAAUCGUAUCGCAGCAGGGGAGGUUAUCCAACGUCCAGCCAAUGCUCUCAAAGAAAUGAUUGAAAACAGUUUGGAUGCCAAGUCUUCCAACAUUCAGGUGACGGUUAAACAGGGUGGACUCAAACUGCUACAGAUUCAGGAUAAUGGGACAGGAAUCAGGAAAGAAGACAUGGAGAUUGUAUGUGAACGAUUUACCACCAGUAAACUUCAGAAGUUUGAGGAUCUGAAUUCUAUAGCUACCUACGGAUUCCGAGGGGAGGCCCUGGCUAGCAUAAGUCACGUAGCGCACGUUACCAUAACGACUAAAACUGCCGAUUCCAAAUGUGCCUUCAAAGGAAGCUAUGUGGAUGGGAAAUUGAAAGAACCUGUGAAACCCUGUGCUGGAAAUGUUGGAACUCAGAUUACUGUAGAGGAUUUGUUCUACAAUAUCUCCACCAGAAGGAAAGCCUUAAAGAGUCCCUCUGAGGAACAUGCCAAAAUCGCGGAAGUGGUCAGCAGAUACGCAGUGCAUAAUUCCAGUGUGGGAUUUACCCUUAAGAAGCAAGGGGAGAAUAUAGCAGACGUUAGGACAUCUGCCAGGUCAAGCCAUGUGGACAAUAUUAGAACUAUAUAUGGACCGUCCAUUGCCAAAGAACUAUUGGAAAUUCAACAUGAGGACAAGAAAUUAUCCUUCAGAUGCCAUGGUUACGUGACGAAUGCUAAUUACUCUCUGAAGAAAUGUAUAUUUCUUCUUUUUAUUAACCACCGACUGGUAGAUUCCUCCUCUCUACGUAAAGCUGUGGACACCAUCUACCAAGCUUAUCUUCCCAAAAACAUGCAUCCCUUUGCCUAUCUAAGUUUAGAAAUUGCUCCUCAGAAUGUAGAUGUCAACGUACACCCUACAAAACACGAGGUUCAUUUUCUUCAUGAGGAGGCCAUCAUUGCCAGCAUUCAGUCAGCUAUAGAAACCAAACUUCUGGGAGCAAACACGAGCAGGACUUAUUAUACACAGGCAUUGCUACCAGGAGCACCUGUAUCCUUAGACAGUAAGGAGGAGGAUCCAAAUUCUUCUAAAUCUAGUGGUGGAACAGAGAAGACAUAUGCCCAUCACAUGGUCAGAACGGACAGCAGAGAACAGAAGCUGGACGCUUUCAUGAAACCGGUCAACCCAGGUGGUGCCACUGCCACCACAAGCACCACCACUGAAGAUGUCCCUAAAGGCACCACCCAGCCUGAAGACAACCAGAUGGAGACGUCACCCAGUGGUGAUGUAAUGGUAUUACCCUGUUGUGGUUCCCAGCAGAAGAGGAGGCCUGUGAAGCUCACCAGUGUUCUCACACUUCAGGAAGACAUCAAAGAAAAUAUGCAUAAAAAUCUGAGAGAGAUGUUCCAGUUCCACAAGUUUGUGGGGUGUGUGAAUGAAGAAUUCUCCUUGAUGCAGCAUCAGACAAAACUCUACCUAGUAAACACAACCAAACUAAGUCGUGAACUUUUCUACCAGUUGAUGAUAUUUGAUUUUGGAAACUUUGGAAUACUCCGACUUUCAGAGCCGGCUCCUAUAUACGACCUUGCUAUGCUUGCCCUUGACCUAGAAGAGAGCGGCUGGACGGAGGCGGAUGGUCCAAAGCAUGACCUUGCUCAGUACAUCGUGGAUUUCUUAACCUCAAAAGCAGAGAUGUUGUCCGAUUACUUCUCUAUGGAAAUUGACCAGAAGGGAAAUCUCUGUACGCUGCCCCUCCUGCUUAAUAACUAUCUCCCCAACAUGGAGGGCCUCCCGAUGUUUGUACUCAGGCUGGCCACAGAG